CACACACGCACGCACGCACACAGGCAUUAUGCUGAUGGCUCAUCGUGGGCUGUGCGCGGUUUUUUCAUGUCCUGCCUGAGAACAUGGUGAGCUAUGAAGAGGAAUUAAAAGCUGUGGAAUAACACAGUCAGCGCAUCAUGUAAGACCGCUUAAACAAUUUUCAUAAUCUCUCUUAUAAGAUGUCUUCAUACUUUAGCCUCUUUAUAUUUUUAUACGUACUUAAUAUCUCUGACAAAUCAUUCGGUGAAAUGUUCACUUCGAUGAUGAGCGUGAAUGAAGCUGUUUCCGCAGAAAGACAACUAAUCGAUCAUUUAAGAAUAUACAUAGAACUGGAAAUACAAAGACUUGACGAUCUUAAAAGGUUCUUUUCAAGAGUCAAAUCAUUACACAGUGGGGUAUACAGUGAGCCAUCAGCUACCAUAGCUAAUCCAAUUAUUGCAUUCAAACUGGUCAAAAGACUUAAGUCUGAAUGGUUGAAUGUUGUCCAUAGCAAUGAAGCCGAAGAAAACAUCAAAGCUCUCAGGGAGGGCUACAGGAGGAUGGAAGGCAGCUUACCCAAGCUGGAGGACCUUCAGGGGGCAGCACAGGGGCUGAUGAGACUUCAGGAUGUGUAUGAUCUGCGUGUGGAGGGGCUUGUGCAAGGGCACUUCCAGCAAAUCACAAAUGGAAAUGCUGUUGAUGUCUAUAAGCCCCCUGUGUCUGAUACACUCUCUGGGGAUGAUUGCUUCCUUAUUGGAAAGGUCGCCUAUGAUUUGGAAGAUUACUACCAUUCUGUGCAGUGGUUUGAGGAGGCAGUUCGUCUCUUUCGAGGAACAGAAUGGAGUCCAGAAAAUGAAGGCACACUUGAAGAUGCCCUAGACCAUUUAGCUUUCUCUCAUUUCAAGACUGGAAACAUAUCAUACGCCCUCAGUCUCUCUCAGGAACUAUUGCUUCAUGAUCCUACGAACAGAAGGGUACAUUUCAAUGUGGAGAAGUAUGAGAAGCUCCUUGAUGAAAGGCCGCCUGUUACUAACCAAAGCUUGGCUUUGAAAAGGCCUGCCACCACUUAUCUGAGAACCAGGAAUGUCUAUGAGAAGCUCUGCCAAACAAAAGGAUCUCAGCCAAAACAUUUUGAGAACCCCAGGUUGUUCUGUGACUAUUUCACCAAUGGCAACCCUGGUUUACUUCUGCAACCAAUUAAACGAGAGCUAAUCAGCCUGCACCCAUAUGUUGUGCUCUUCCAUGGUUUUGUCACCCGACCUGAAGCUAAAAGCAUCAGAGAAUAUGCCGUGCCAGGGCUUAGAAGAUCAGUGGUGGCAUCAGGAGUAAAUCAGGCCACUGCAGAAUAUCGCAUCAGCAAAAGUGCAUGGCUUAAAGAGUCGGCCCAUGAGGUUGUGGGCAAGGUGGAUCGACGUAUCACUAUGGUCACUGGGUUGAAUGUGCAGCCUCCUUAUGCUGAAUAUCUCCAAGUUGUAAAUUAUGGCAUUGGAGGACACUAUGAACCUCAUUUUGAUCAUGCCACAUCUGAUUCGAGUCCAUUGUACAGGCUAAAAACUGGAAAUCGAGUGGCUACAUUCAUGAUAUAUUUGAGCUCUGUGGAAGCAGGAGGAUUCACAGCCUUUAUUUAUGCUAACUUCAGUGUUCCUGUAGUGGAGAAUGGUGCUCUCUUCUGGUGGAAUCUUCAUAGAAAUGGUCAAGGAAAUGGUGACACUCUUCAUGCUGGCUGCCCUGUCAUUGUUGGUGAUAAAUGGGGUAUGAUUGCUGUAUCACAUGGUGUCUUGUUUACCAAAAUAAGGAAAGAACUUUCAUUUGACAGACAGUCAUAUCCAAAGGAAUUUACAUUGCAUUCAAGUUGCCAAUAAGUGGGUUCAUGAGUAUGGACAAGAGUUCCGACAUCGUUGUAGCCUUAAUCCUGAGGAGUGAAGGAAGCAUGAUACCAUUUAAAGUACAAGAGUCGCCCCCCUUAAAGUGGCAAUGAUAGCAAGUGAUGAAGUGAAAGACUGAGAAUGAAGGGGUAAAGCAUUUGAGAGCUAAAAUUAUCUGCCUUCAUAUAUGAUUUGAGUUCCCAGCAUUGGGAAGAGAGGCACAUGGAUAAUUUUCAUGGAUGUUUGAAGGGCACAUGAAAUAGAGAGAGAUUUCAACUGUGUGUGUUUGUGUGUGGGUUAGGGAAUGGUUUGGUAUGCAGCCCACAGGGCAAGCUGACCUCUUGUUCCUGCUUCCAAAGAUAAACACCAAAACAAUUGAAAAUACAGCUGUUUACAUGAGUACCUGAUGAUGAUUUGUUUUGAUGAGUAGUUUGUGGUAACAUCUUUUCUGUUCUGACAGCAAACACUAUAUACAUAUUUUUAUAAUUAAUUACAAUACACAUUGAAAUAGGAUAAUGAUUUGCCCACUUGGAUGUUUGUUAGCUUUUAAAUCUGGUGCAACUGUACAUUGUUUAUGGUUGCAAAGCAACUUCCAAAAACGUUCCAUGUUGUAAACAUAAAUAAAUAAUAAAAUGAGAUUAACCUUU
Molecule: messenger RNA, 2491 nt
Organism: Megalobrama amblycephala (Wuchang bream)
Lineage: Eukaryota; Metazoa; Chordata; Actinopteri; Cypriniformes; Xenocyprididae
Gene: p4ha3
Product: prolyl 4-hydroxylase, alpha polypeptide III
Exons: 13
Coding region: 180-1841 (553 amino acids)
Biological process (GO): peptidyl-proline hydroxylation to 4-hydroxy-L-proline
Cellular component (GO): endoplasmic reticulum
Molecular function (GO): procollagen-proline 4-dioxygenase activity; iron ion binding; protein binding
Source: RefSeq, a predicted model, not a curated record